AUGGCGGAUGCCAUGUGCGCCGGAAUCGGCGGGAGGGAUUGUGCCCUCACAGGGAUAAGAGCAACCAACUGGGCCAGACACAGGCCAGAAGAGCCCAGGUCCUUCAUACCAUACACCGCAACCCCACAAGCGACCGCUCACCCGCCCACUUCAAGGGCCAUGUCACAGGCAAGCUGCGGAGGAGGCCUGGCCAGACCCACAAUGGCUGAUGAACUGGCUCACACUGCACACGGUCUAUCCUUACCAGCGACUGCCGACUUCGCAGCAGAGCAAGGUACUCCCACACAGGGCCGACCACACACUCACACCACGCACAUCCUCCGGUCAAUGGCGGCCCCGACGACGGUCUCACCCAGCAGCCAGCCAUAUCACACAGCGCCCAACCAUCCAUCCUGA
Messenger RNA from Pelobates cultripes (western spadefoot toad), 396 nucleotides. The record is from the annotation of a GenBank genome assembly. NCBI's taxonomy places the organism in Eukaryota, Metazoa, Chordata, Amphibia, Anura, Pelobatidae.